Colletotrichum graminicola M1.001 is the source of this 798-nucleotide messenger RNA. RefSeq lists its product as uncharacterized. Gene Ontology annotation, cellular component: mating projection tip; membrane. The coding region runs from base 1 to 798 and encodes 265 amino acids. The record is from RefSeq and is a predicted model, not a curated record. The transcript is spliced from 4 exons. NCBI's taxonomy places the organism in Eukaryota, Fungi, Ascomycota, Sordariomycetes, Glomerellales, Glomerellaceae. Gene Ontology annotation, biological process: conjugation with cellular fusion.
AUGGCCAAAUUCCAAGUUGGCUGGUAUCGGUUCGUACCGUUCCUUGGAUAUCACCAUGUCUUGAUGAUCUUGAUAGCAAUCGCCAUCAUCCUCUUAUCUCUACUGUUGGCAGGAUGCUCUUCAUCCUCACCUUUGAUCCCCGAUAUCUUCCUCCUGUCCCUGUACUACGACCAGUACACAGCGGUGCCUUCAACGGCGCAAGUUGACUACAAUGUACAUACGGCCAUCGAAAACAUCGCCGGUGACGCCCGCCUCGCCUGCCGUGUUGGUUACUUCGGAAUCUGCAUCAGCCCAGACGGCGGCAGCUGGCUUUGCAGCAACAACGCUACUGCUCUUGCCAACGAGGUUUCCGUCGACCAGGAUCCCCUCAACCUGAUCUGGCUUGCCGCUCAAUUCAAGGACAUGAUCGUGUUCCCUUACCUUAUCAUCAUUGCCAUCAUCUUUGCCUUCGUCUGCUUCCUCUUGCUCGCUACCUUCCCCGGAUGGCAUGAGGAGGAAGACUCCGAGGGCUCUGACCGCGAAGUCAAGCCGUUCCCGUCGCGACCCGUUUCCCAGAUCUCGUUGGCCAUCAUCUUCAUCGCCUCCAUCUUCAUUCUCGUCUCCGUGUUAUGGCAGCACACCGCCUCAGUUGCCGCAUCCAUCAUCGCUCAAGACUUCGGAAAUGGCGCUGUCCGCUCCGGCGUCGGUACUUCCGCCAUGGUCCUCGGUUGGUUCAGCUUCACCCUGCUCAUCAUCGUCACCAUCGGCCUGUUGGUCAUGAUCCUGAGUAUCCGUGUUCUGAGCCAAAUGGUCGACUAG